This is a messenger RNA of Achroia grisella, 1197 nucleotides long. RefSeq lists its product as uncharacterized. NCBI's taxonomy places the organism in Eukaryota, Metazoa, Arthropoda, Insecta, Lepidoptera, Pyralidae. The coding region runs from base 55 to 924 and encodes 289 amino acids. The transcript has 2 exons. The record is from RefSeq and is a predicted model, not a curated record.
UCAAUACAUCAGUAGAGUACAAAUAUAUUAAAACUUAGGUAACAACCGUGGAUAAUGGAAGAUUUCAACGAGAACAAUAAAACAGUUGUGGAGCAGGAAAUUGCCGAAGAGUAUCAAUACAACUAUAAUUUUUUAAACAUUCCAUGGGAUGAUCGUUCUAAAAAGAGCAAAUUAGGCAUAAUCGCUCUAUUAACAGUUAUAUUUUCUGUUAUAGUAGCAUGCAUCAUUACUAAUUUCUGUAUACAUUAUAAAAGUUUUCAAUCUUUUAAAUUAAUAAGUAAUGAAAUUAAAUGUCAUCUUGUGAAGAUGGUCGACUAUCGUUACGUUGCUAGGAUACAUUUGGCGUCGACACAUGAACUUCUCUGUGUCGGCGCAAUCAUAAGUUCCUCUUCGGUUUUAGCGAAUGGGGUGUGUGUGAAAUCUGGACCAAUACUCCUGCGUUUGGGAGAUCUUACAGAAUCUCGCUGCAAAAAGGGUUUCACUGUCGAUGUCAUAGAACCAAUAUACCAUGAUGGCGUUAUUUCUAAUUCACUGGUUCUUUUAUCCACCUAUGAAAACUUUGCUCUCUGUGCAAAGACUAUUAGAUUUGGUCUGCGAAUAGAUUUGAAUUCAAGAGCUUAUAUAAUUGGAAGACCAUUGCAUGUGGGAAAAACACUAACUCGGCAACCAGCGACACUUACUAAUGAAUACGAUUUGAAACCAUUGUUUAAGCAUUUGAAUAAGCAACACAUGAUUUGUGUUAAUGUUUUGGCGCGAUGUCCAGUGCGAGCCGGCGAUUUGCUUAUUCAAAAUGGAUACCUUUUUGGUUUAGCAUCUACGAGCAUUCAUCAAACGGAUCAGAGUAAAAUGGCAUGUUUUGCAGAUUUAAAUGUAGUGCGUCAUGAAAUCAGUGCAUUGGAUGUUGAAUUUAAAUUUUUCAUAUGAUUAAUACCUACUUACAUAUUUUAUUAAACUUACUCAAAUACCUAAGAAAUAUUUUAAAUAGUAAAAAUUAAAUAAUUUGUCUCAAUGUAAUUCGGUACUACUUCAUAAGUAUAACAAAAUUAAAGGGCAUGUAUUUAUUAAUCGUGACAAAACGAUGUACGAUUAAGAGGGGACAGUUAAUUCACUAUCUCUGCUAUUCAGUCUCAUAGCCUUUAUCCAUAAAUUACAUAUAUGUAUAUGGAGCUGGUUAUAAAUAUAGUGAAAUCAAUUCAC